Astyanax mexicanus (Mexican tetra) is the source of this 2961-nucleotide messenger RNA. RefSeq names its product chondroadherin-like a (gene chadla). The record is from RefSeq and is a predicted model, not a curated record. Gene Ontology annotation, cellular component: plasma membrane. NCBI's taxonomy places the organism in Eukaryota, Metazoa, Chordata, Actinopteri, Characiformes, Acestrorhamphidae. The transcript is spliced from 10 exons. Gene Ontology annotation, biological process: toll-like receptor signaling pathway; immune response. The coding region runs from base 486 to 2864 and encodes 792 amino acids. Gene Ontology annotation, molecular function: protein binding; transmembrane signaling receptor activity.
GUUUUUAAUUACUUUUAUAUUUAUCGCAGCAGCAAAACAGCCUUAAUUACAAACCUUUCAAAAUAAAAAUGUGCUGUGUUGUGAAUUUCUGUGGCAAUCUUGGAUUUUAGGAUAGUUUAAGCCUCUGAGGGGAUAUUUUUUGGAGAUCCGGAGCGCGAGCUGCGAGUGUGAGCCCAUUACUGCAGUCAUGAGGUAAACUGCAAAGAACCGAGUCAAAAGACUCUUCGUCGACUUUCGAUUCUUAAACGAAUUGAAUCAGAGAAUCGACUCUUCUAAGAAUUGACUCCUUUCUCCUGGUCGUAGUAAGCAGUGGAAGAGCAGAACCAUGAUAGAAUUAAUGUCAAGUUUGCCACAAAACUGUAGUUAACGUUACCUUGCUCUCGAGUUUUUAACCAUCUAUCUUUCCCUCGUUUCGUUUCUACACCGUCCCCAAACUUUUUCCCUCAUCUGGGAGAAGACCACGCUGAACAUCUACCUCAAAAGCUAUGUGGUUUGCCACCCUCCUGUCACUGGCCUGGGUGGUGCUGAUGUUUCCUUCCCUUGCCCAAUCUGGGAAAUGCCCUCGGGUCUGCAGCUGUGAUGCUAAAACUCUGACUGUAGCGUGCACAGGGAAGAACCUCACCAGUGUCCCACCCACCAUCAACGAGAUCACGGUGAAGUUGGACCUGAAGAGGAAUAACCUGGGCGAGCUGGAGAGGGGAACGUUCUCACACACGCUAUACCUCACACACCUGGGUCUGCAGGGCUGCAGAAUACACACUGUACGGGAGGGGGCCUUCAGGGGGCUCACACGGCUGGUUCAGCUCGACCUCGCCUACAACAACAUUGAGAUCCUUCACCAGGAGUCAUUUGAUGGGCUGACAUCGCUGAAGCAGUUACUGUUGGAUAGGAAUCGUAUUGAAGACAUUAGACCUGGGGCUUUUUCUCAGCUGGGUUCACUGAACCUGCUGUCUCUCCCUCAUAACCAGCUCACUUACAUCCCCAACAUGGCCUUCCAAGGCCUCUUGACUCUGCAGACGUUGCGUCUAAAUCAUAACUCCCUGAAUCAUCUGGAAACUGAAGCGUUUGCCAGCCUCCUGUCUCUCACACACCUCAGCCUCAGUCACAAUGAGCUGCAGUUCUUCCCCACCGCCACUAUGACCAGGCUGGUGGCUCUGACUCACCUGGAUCUGGGUUUUAACCCCAUGACGUUUUUGGGUGAGAAGAGUGUGUCGAUGCCCAGACUCACACACCUGUCUGCGGCGCACAUGGCCCUGCAGGACGUGUCUGCGGCUGCGCUGGCUCUCUCUCCCCUCCUCUCUCGCCUGGACCUUAGUCAUAAUCAGCUUCACUAUCUCCAGCCACUCACAGGACCCGUCCAGCUACAGAGCAUCAACCUCGCCGCGAAUCCGGUGUGGUGUACAUGUGUGCUGCUGGAACUGCGAGCCUGGGCACGGAAAGGUGGGGUCAGACUGAUGGGAGACUGCGCCGGACCACCACACCUUUCAGAAGAGCCACUAGAGGCCGUGCUGGAGAAGGACCUGCGCUGCAGGAGACAGAAUGGAGGGAUAAAGGAGGAGGUGGAGGAGGAAGAGCGACUAGUGGUUGUGACCCAGGCUGAGCCAAAGAAAACGGAAAACUGUCCUGAGAACUGCCUUUGUGAGCCUGAGGCUCAGCAUGUGUCGUGUGAAAAUCGAGGCCACACCAAAGUCCCCCGCGUUUUCCCAAACAACACCCACUUGUUGGACCUCCGUGGCAACCACUUCCACUAUCUCCCCGGCAACAGUUUCCGUGGUGUCCCCGAGGUGGUAUCCCUGCACCUGGAUGGCUGUAAGAUCCACGAGGUUGAGGCUGGAGCUUUCCGAGGUUUAAAGGGGCUGAUGUACCUUUACCUGUCCAACAACCAGCUUUCUUCUCUGGACCUGGACGCCUUCGCUGGAGCCCUGCAGCUCAUGUACCUCCACCUGGACGGAAACAGACUCACCCACUUCCCAUCCGCAGCCACACUAUCACACACCCCAAACCUGCUGGAGCUGCACCUGGAGAGAAACCUCAUCUCUAAGCUGGAGCCUGCAGGUCUUCUCCAGCCGGUCCCAAUGCUCAGAGGACUCUACCUGACCAACAACAACAUCUCCACUGUCGCAGCAAAUGCUUUAGACCCCGCCCCAAACCUCGAGAUCCUACAUCUGGGAGACAAUCAGCUAACAGAUGUGCAGAGUGAUGCACUAGGCCACGUCCCACUGUUAGAAGAGCUCCGGCUCUCAGGGAAUCCGAUUCACUGGAUCAGGCCAAAGAUGUUUCAGGUAGUGGGAGGAAGUCUGAAGCACCUGUACCUGGAUCGACUGGGCCUAAAGAAGAUGGAUCAUGACGCUCUGGCUGGUUUGGGUUCAACUCUACUGUCUCUUUCUUUGGAGGACAAUCAGCUGGAGCAUCUGCCUGAUCUUUUUCAUCUGACUGGACUACAGCACCUCAAACUAGGCAACAACCCUCUGAUAUGUGACUGCAGUCUUCUACCCUUCCGCAGAUGGAUGGAGCAGGCCAGUGUGAACGUGUCUGCAGUGUGUGUUUACCCUGCUGAGCUCCACGGUCAGAGUGUACAAGAGGUGGACAUCAUUAAGAACUGUGGUGCUGAGAACCUUCACAUCACCACCAACUCCACCAGCCAGCCGAAGCCCUUAAAGUCCUCCAAACCCAAACUCAAAUCCACACUGAUUAGUGAAGCCUUGGCCGAACAUUCCAGCACCAAACCCAGGAGUAAAUCUAAACCCACCAAGACCAAGCCAGCCAGGAAACCAUUAACAGAUGAACCCAAACCAAAUCAGAAAUCAGCUCAGAAAUCUGCACAGAGAAGAAAGAACAAGAAGAACAAAAAGAAGAAAGUGUGAUAAAAUAAUAAUGUAUUAUUUUAUCUAGGGAAUGCAUACGUAUAGAAUUAUGUAAGGUAUGAAAUAGUAAGCAAUACAUUUGUAUCACUUGUGUAAG